This is a messenger RNA of Glycine soja, 2027 nucleotides long. Its product is annotated as probable nucleolar protein 5-2. The transcript has 9 exons. NCBI's taxonomy places the organism in Eukaryota, Viridiplantae, Streptophyta, Magnoliopsida, Fabales, Fabaceae. The record is from RefSeq and is a predicted model, not a curated record. Bases 114 to 1769 code for a protein of 551 amino acids. Gene Ontology annotation, molecular function: snoRNA binding. Gene Ontology annotation, cellular component: box C/D methylation guide snoRNP complex; small-subunit processome.
AAACAAAAUAGUUUCGCUGCCGCCUCUUCUUCGUGUUGUAACUUCUCUCUUCAACCCUAGCUUAGGGUUUAUGCUCUAAAACCCUCCCUUUUCAGGUUUAUUGGGAGAGAAAAAUGCUCGUAUUGUUUGAAACACCCGCGGGUUUUGCCCUGUUUAAAGUGCUGGAUGAAGGCAAGCUUUCUAAAGUUGAGGACUUGUGGAAGAACUUUUCCAGUGCAGAUACUGCUAGACAGGUGGUCAAGUUGAAAGCAUUUUCUAAAUUUGAGAACACUUCAGAAGCUCUAGAGGCAGCUACUUUACUUAUUGAUGGAAAAGCUAGCAAGGGUCUCCGCAAGUUCCUGCGUGUUCAUUGUGAAAAUGAAACACUAGGUGUGGCAGAUUCAAAGCUUGGGAAUGUGAUCAAGGAGAAAUUGAAAAUCGACUGUAUUCACAACAAUGCAGUUAUGGAGUUGAUGAGAGGUGUUAGAAAUCAGUUAACUGAACUCAUAUCUGGUCUAGCUGUUCAAGACAUGGCCCCAAUGAGUUUGGGUUUAUCUCACAGCUUAUCCAGAUACAAAUUGAAGUUUAGUGCAGAGAAGGUGGAUACCAUGAUUGUCCAGGCCAUUGGUUUACUAGAUGAUCUUGAUAAAGAGUUGAAUACCUAUGCCAUGAGGGUUCGAGAAUGGUAUGGUUGGCAUUUUCCUGAGCUUACUAAAAUAAUACAGGAUAACAUCCUAUAUGCCAGGGCAGUCAAGUUGAUGGGUGAUCGUGUUAAUGCAGCUAGCCUGGAUUUCUCUGAGAUUUUGCCAGAGGAAGUUGAGGCAGAGCUGAAGGAGGCAUCUGUGAUAUCUAUGGGAACUGAAAUUGGUGAGCUUGAUUUGGCAAAUAUUCGAGAACUCUGUGACCAGGUUUUGUCUCUCUCGGAAUACAGGGCGCAACUCUAUGAUUAUCUGAAGAGUAGAAUGAACACCAUUGCACCCAAUUUGACUGCAAUGGUUGGGGAGCUUGUUGGUGCUCGCCUCAUUGCCCAUGGUGGUAGCUUAUUAAAUCUUGCAAAGCAGCCUGGUAGUACUGUGCAAAUUCUUGGUGCUGAGAAGGCUCUCUUUAGGGCACUGAAGACUAAGCAUGCUACUCCCAAGUAUGGUCUUAUAUACCAUGCUUCCUUGAUUGGUCAGGCAGCUCCAAAGUUCAAGGGGAAAAUUUCUCGGUCACUUGCUGCAAAGACGGCAUUAGCUAUUAGGUGUGAUGCUCUUGGAGAUGGCCAAGAUAACACCAUGGGAUUGGAGAACAGAGCUAAGCUUGAAGCACGAUUGAGGAACCUUGAAGGCAAAGAGUUGGGUCGUUUUGCUGGUUCUGCCAAGGGAAAGCCCAAGAUAGAAGCAUAUGACAAGGACCGAAAGAAAGGAGCUGGAGGACUGAUAACCCCAGCCAAGACAUAUAAUCCUUCAGCCGAUUCAGUUAUCGGGCAAAUGGUUGAUUCUGCUAUUGAUGAAGAUGCACAAGAGCCUUCUGUUGCUGAUAAAAAGAAAGAAAAGAAGGACAAGAAGAAAAAGAAGGACAAAAAGGAAGAGGAUGCAACUGUGCAAGCUGAUGGUGAGGAACCAGAACCUGUAGUAGUGAAAAAAGAUAAGAAGAAGAAAAGGAAGGAAACUGAGAGUGCUGAGUUGCAGAAUGGGAAUGACGAUAAUGCAGGAGAGAAGAAGAAAAAGAGAAAGAAGCAGGGAGAGCAGGAAGAAUCUCCUGAAAUGCCAAGCAAGAAGAAAGGCAAAAAAAAGAAAAGUGAGGACUAAAGUGAAGUCAUCUACUAAUCAAUCCUGUGGUGAAUGACAACCAUUUUUGUAUACUCCUGGCAGCUCAGUAGUUUGUUUGGUAUAAUUUUUGUUUUCAUUUUUAUGCAUUUUGUAGCUUUAUACAUCCUUUAUUAUUAUUUAAUGGGAUUCGUUCCAUCUUUCGGGACUUGAGUGGAUAAUUUGAUGCAAUCAUGUUUAUGAAUGGAAGAUGGUGGUGCGCUACCUUUUUUGUAAUGCUAUUUUAUGCGUCUUUUCUGA